CCGUCGCGCUCUCACCGUGUGGGCAGUCGCAUUGUGAUACGAAGAAGGCGCGUCGAGCCCAGCAUCUUGCGGUCAGGUCAUAUAGCAUUGCCCGGGGUCAGAUCAUGAGUCCCACCCUCUUGCUUCCCUCCUGCAACGUGUGGGGCCUCGGCGACGUACUCGCGGCAGCCAUGACACGCGUUGUGUGGUAUCUGACCGCGUUCUGCGCGUCGUUGAACGUGUUUCCAAACGGUGGCGCGAUCACUGGUGUCCUGGGACAGCAUAAUGAUGGAAUAUACUUGCUGGGACUUGGAACGGGAGACAUCACUGGUCCGGUCGUCGAGACGAACAUGAUGGGAUAUGCCUCGCUCGCCCAGACCGACACUGGUCUUCACAUGCGCCAGCGCAGCCGUGCCUUCAUCGUCGCAGACGCGUCCUCCCCGAAUGACCGCAUCCUCUUCAUCAACUCUGACAUCGCCAUGGGCGACACGGGCGUCCGUCGGCAGAUCGUCAAUCGUUUGGAGGCACUGUACCCUGGCGUGUACACGAACCAGAACAUCGCGCUAGUCGGCACACACCAGCACUCCGGCGUCGGCGGCUACCUCGAGAACCUGCUCCCCCAGAUCACCGCGCUCGGCUACGUCAAGCAGACCGCGCAGGCCAUCGUCGACGGCACCGUGCUCGCCGUACAGCGCGCGCACGAAAGCCUCGCGGAGGGUAAGCUGAGCGUCGGCAACACAACCAUCACGGACGCGAACCGCAACCGCUCCCCGACUGCGUAUCUUGCGAACCCCGCUGAAGAGCGCGCGCGGUAUGAGUACGACCAGGACAAGGACAUGUCGCUUCUGCGGUUCGACGACUCUGACGGCAACGCGCGCGGGCUGUUGAGCUUCUUCGCGGUGCAUGGCACCAGCAUAUACGAGAAUAACACUCUGAUCAGCACUGACAACAAAGGGAUGGCCGCCUACCUGUAUGAAGCUGCAGUAGAGCCGGGCGCGAUGCCGGGCAAUGCGACGUUUGUGGCAGGUUUCACCCAAGCCAACGUCGGCGACACUAGUCCUAACACGGAAGGCGCAUUCUGUGAGAGCCCUGGGAAGGAGUACGACGGUCUGCCAUGCGAAGAGGACCACUCCACCUGCGGCGGCACAGUACAGGAUUGCCACGGCAGGGGACCGGGAUUCCGCAUUUCCGACUAUGAAUCGAACCGCAUCAUUGGCCAGAAGCAAUACGACGGCGCGCGCGCGAUCAUGGAGGGCUCGCGGUCGGCAGUCAGCGGCGCCGUCAGGAGUGUGCAUGUUUACCUGAACAUGGCGAACCACUCGUUUGCAUUGCCCAAUGGCACGGAAGUGCAGACGUGCCCUCCAGCAAUGGGGUACGCAUUCGCCGGUGGAACGACCGAUGGUCCUGGUGCCUUCGACUUCAUCCAGGGCGACAACUCCUCGGAGCCACAGAAUCCGUUCUGGGAGCUCGUCAAAGGUGCCAUCACGCCGUACCCCUCUCAAGCGCAGAUAGAUUGCCAGUACCCUAAGCCCAUUCUGCUCAACACUGGAUACGCCGAUACGCCUUACAGAUGGUCCCCGCAUACUGUUGACAUUCAAAUGCUCCGAGUAGGAAACUUCGUGAUGCUCAUCAUGCCAGGCGAGCUUACCACGAUGGCGGGACGCAGAAUUAGGGAGGCCCUUCGCUCGGAGCUCAUCGCAUCAGGUGUUCUGGGCGAGGAUGCGUAUGUAGUCGUCGCCGGGCCGGCCAAUACCUACGCCCACUAUGUGACCACCCGCGAAGAGUAUGGUGUGCAGCGAUACGAAGGCGGCUCGACUAUCUUUGGCCAAUACACGCUCGAGGCUUACAUCGACAAGUACUCAAGCUUGGUCCCGUACCUCGCUGACGAUGUCAACGGCACGCCUGAAACCGACGAGGCGCCCUCUGACCUCACGAAAAGCGCCAUCUCGCUCCAGACGGGCGUGGUUUACGAUUCCCCAGGCAUAGGUCACAAAUACGGCGACGUGUUGGCGGACGUCGGCUCUUCGUAUUCAGCGGGCGAUACGGUCACCGUGCAGUUCGUUGGGGCCAAUCCCAGAAAUAACUUGCGGCUCGAGCAGACCUUCCUUUCCGUCGACCACUCGGACGGUGGCAAGUGGAAAGCGGUCAGGUCGGACUCCCAUCCAUCUACCAAGUACGAAUGGGUUCGGACGAGCACUAUCCUGGGGACCAGUAGUGUCAACAUAUCAUGGACUAUCGAGGACGGCACGGCAGCCGGCACUUAUCGUAUUGCUUACUUCGGCGACGCUAAAGCUGCUGGGAGCGGCGCCAUCUCCUCGUUCACCGGGCAUUCUUCCAACUUUACGAUUGUCUAACGACCUCUCUCACUUACGACCCUCCCUUUGUACUUCUCGUUCUGGAAAUGCAUUUAUUUGUCUUCGCUUCGGUUCUAUUCGCAUGCAACUUUGGUU
Molecule: messenger RNA, 2429 nt
Organism: Schizophyllum commune H4-8
Lineage: Eukaryota; Fungi; Basidiomycota; Agaricomycetes; Agaricales; Schizophyllaceae
Product: Neutral/alkaline nonlysosomal ceramidase
Exons: 27
Coding region: 105-2333 (742 amino acids)
Biological process (GO): sphingosine biosynthetic process; long-chain fatty acid biosynthetic process; ceramide catabolic process
Cellular component (GO): extracellular region
Molecular function (GO): N-acylsphingosine amidohydrolase activity
Source: RefSeq, a predicted model, not a curated record